CGGUCUCGCGGCCUCAGCAUUCCGUCAGUGCGGGGAGGUUGUGCCGGCCUCUCCGGACAUCGCCCGACGCUAGCCAGGCAUACUGAGCAACUUUAGCAGAGGUCAGCAAAGACAGCAUUGCUUGCAAUUUGCCGAUCAACUAGGGCUUUUUUGCCGCACGCGGUCAGACUUGUUGGUCCCCGUCGUGAACCGACACUCGCUUGCCUUGUGUGGUGAUACCGAUUCCGACCAAGAAUGUCGGCCACAACUUUCUCCUACGCGCAAGCCGCGCGAGGCCAGACGGCAUCCCAACCCAGUCCGCAACAGACAUCGAGCCCUGCCCCCUCAACGACCGGCUCGCAGGGUAAGGACGACGCCUCCACCGGUGCCACAUCUGUAACAGCACCCUCAGUUGUGUCAAGCGGACCGGAAACUCAGAACCCAGAGCAGAAAACUGCAAGCCAUGCUGGGUCCGCCGCGUCAAAGCAGGAAUGUGAGGCCUCCUCCGUCGCCGGCACGGGCUCUACAGCAUCAGUCGCAGAGCCAUCCGGAAAGAUACCCCAGGAGAACGGCACAAAGGCGGCUGAUGUUCCGACUCGAUCUCGGAGCGAGGACAAAGGAUCACGCUCCACCAGUCGGACCUCCCGAGUGAACGAUAAUGUCGAAGGCAGGAGAGGCCGUAAGGGCAAGAAGGGACGUGGCGGCGACGAGAAAGCGCAGGGCGAACAGAAUCAGGAGGAGGAUGCAGAGAAAGUGAAGGAGGCGGCGAAACCCGUCAUUCUCACAGAGGCUCCUCCGCCCGCAGUUAACCCCUGGGCCAAGCGGAUGGAAGCACAAAAGGCGGCUGUCAAGGCCAAGCUAGCCUCCCCAGACGGCCCAGCCAUCAGCAACGAGGUGAAGCAGAACCCUUCACACGAAGAUUCGGCGAUGCACAGCACCACAUCAAAUGGCGAGAAUGCGCUACACAAAAAGCCAGUUGAGGCUUCGCGGCCUCCUGAGCAAGCACCACGCCGAAGCGGCCCCCGUGGCAGUCGGGCUGGUGACAAGGAUGAGAAGAACUCUACGUCCCUUCCGCCAGUUGCGGAUCCCUCGUUUUGGCCAGAUCCAAAGUCGGCCGCUGCGCGAGAGCAGGCUCCUCGCAAGCCGCAGGAGAAGAGUGACCCGCCCGAAAAGGAGGGCCAGGAUGAGUCUGGCCCGACCCGCAAGAAGACGUGGGAAAAGCUUGAGAUUGUGCACUCGGUUGUCUUUGAGACACAACUCCCGCCGCUUCGUGGGUCGAAACCUCGCGGUGGUGCGCGGGGUGGACGUGAAGCAGGUUCCAUGAGGGGCAACCACCCUGGUGCUGCCGGUGCUGCCAGUUCUGCCUCCCAACCUGGUGCCAGCUCAGCGAGCGACAAGGCACCCUCUCCUGGGGGCUCGACGGGCCCGAGGACUGCGACCACUCGCCCGCGUGAGGGAAGUAUCCCGGCACGUUCGACUAGUCAGCCGCAUGCAUCUCAGACGUCGAAGCGUGCCUCGAUUGACGGGGCGUCUCGAGACCAGCGAAAGUCGUCGGUCCCUGGGAACGCCGAGCAAGCGCGCGAUGUCAAUUCAGAUGCUCCAUUUUCAUCGAAGAGGGCCAGUGCGACCCGGGACAUCCGGAUGGAGAAUGGACAAUGGAGUGCCGAGGCUGGCCAAGCACCUGGCCGGACCCUCCCUCAAGAACGGAGCACCGUUCAGCACCGAGGCGACUACGCCAAAGACAGUGCACAAGGGCAGCAGUUUCCCGCACGCGAAGGCCGGCCGGAGCGCGGUCGCGGUGGCGGAUAUCGUGCCCGUGGCGGCCACAGCAGCUCGUCGUCUCACCUUGGAUCUGCGUCAUACGCUUCCAACGGACACUACCCAGCUUCUGGCGGCUUCCCGCCCCGUCAGAAUCCCAACGCCCACAGCCCUCCCGCUUUCUCCACCCAGUUCCCCGCGUCGUUCGGUCACCCGACGAGGGGCAGGGGAAACAAGUGGGCUAACUCUGGCCAGUCAGCCGCACGCGGUAGCACCGGCGUCACUGGAUUCCCUCCUAAGGCUGUCCCGGCGAAUGACUACACCAUGCCUCAGUACCCUCCCUACAUGUACGCGACCAUUUAUGAUCCAUCGGUCGCCAUCCUCAAGACCCAGGUGGAGUAUUAUCUGUCAGUGGAAAACCUCUGCAAGGACUACUACCUCCGCCAGCACAUGGAUGGGCAGGGCUUCGCUCACUUGUCGACAAUUGCGGGAUUCAAGCGGAUAAAGACCGUGACCGAAGACCUUGACCUGGUUCGCCUUGCUUGCUCGCUCUCUGACCAGAUCGAGUUUGUCAUCGGUGAUGAUAAUAUUGAACGAUUGAGGCUUCGCGAGCAGUGGAAGUACUUCGUCCUCCCUGUCAAUGAGCGGCUCGAGCCUUUCCGCAACGAUGGGCCGGCAAACUGGACUCCUUACAGCAGGCCUGAUGCGCAGUUCGCCGCGCCUUUCCCCGCCGCCCCAGUUGUCCCUCAGCCAUAUCCUCCUGCAGCCAAUGGCGCAUUCCCGGCUUUCGCUGAGGAACAGAUGUUCCAGUCAGCCUAUGCCAAUGGAGCGGCCUACAUUCCAGUCACCAAUGGUGCCGCGGUCAACGGCCACCUUCACGGACAUGAAUCUCAGUUGUCCGCAGGUGUACCGGAAUACGCACCUCCGCAGUCUCCGGUGACACUGGAGAGCAUGACCAAUUUCUCCGACUCCCAGGUGGAGAAUCUGAUGAUGAUUGUGAGUCGCGAAGAGAAGGAGGAGGCAGGCUCUUCUGAAGGUGCCGGCGUGGCAGGCUACGUCUCAGAGCAGCCCCAGGCAAGCCAGAACGCAGCGUCCCCCAGCUCGGCUGAGACUCAAAACGCUACUGGUGCUCCUGCAAGCUCUGAGCCGCCCAGCGCGGAUCAACUCGAACGCGGGAUCGUUUGGGUUGAUGGACAAGCGUCGGCUUUCCCCAAGGAUCAGACAGACAGGAGGCCGUACGCCGAGAUCCGCAAAGCGGCACUUGAUGAGCGCCAGAAUGCGAAGGCCGGCGAGACUCCCAGGUCCAUGCAGAAGCUCUACAAGUUCUGGUCGCGAAUGUUGCUGAAUGAUUUCAAUGCCAAGGUCUAUCAGGAGUUCCGGGAUCUGGCGCUCGAGGAUGCGUCGCGGGAGAUUCCUGUCAAGGUCGGGCUGAAGUACCUGCUCGAAUUCUACGACGGGCUUUUGCUCCACACCAACACCCGGAAGCCUUGGCCCCAGGACCGGGCUGUGCCAGAGAUCUUUACAUCACAUUUCAACGAGGCUGCUGAGCUGGACCGCACGCUUUCCGGGAAGGACGUGACAGCAGUUUAGAGCCGUCCAGAGCCAUGCUAGCUUGCGAUGCUGGCGUUCCCUCCGGCUGCCCGCGCUACCAACGGGCAUCCUCAGCGGUGGCAUUCAUUUGACCUACAGAAAAUCUCUCGGAUCACAGAUGAUUUGGGCGAUCUCGUUCGCUUCGGUGCUUCCGCGGCGCAAACACAUUCAAUGGUGGUACAUUCGGAAUCUGUCAAGGCUACAGCCUCACCAAGGGCGGUUAAUCAAUC
Chaetomium strumarium is the source of this 3557-nucleotide messenger RNA. RefSeq lists its product as uncharacterized. NCBI's taxonomy places the organism in Eukaryota, Fungi, Ascomycota, Sordariomycetes, Sordariales, Chaetomiaceae. Gene Ontology annotation, biological process: positive regulation of translation; mRNA stabilization. Gene Ontology annotation, cellular component: cytoplasmic stress granule; cytosol. Bases 235 to 3327 code for a protein of 1030 amino acids. The record is from RefSeq and is a predicted model, not a curated record. The transcript has 3 exons. Gene Ontology annotation, molecular function: RNA cap binding.